CGCUUGCCAUGUACCAGCAAUAUAGCGUCUCAAACUCUCCUGUUCGACCGCACCUUCACCCAGGUCCCAAUCACUGGUUAUUACCAGUUUGUGAAUCAGAGUUUUUAUCAAUUGUGUCACAGCUACCCUCAUCUUCACUUCGUGGUUGGCAGGAUAGACUCUCCAGCGACAGUGCCAUCUUCGUGUAUAAAUUGACGAAUAUUUGCAGUCUCCUUUAAAUUUUUAUAUUCCUUGCCUGACUGCAAACAUGCGCAACGAACUGCUGACCAUCCCCGCAAUACCAUUUCACAGAGAACCAUCAUGUUCGAUAGUUUUCUCCUACUCGACUGGUGGCGCUGAACCCCCUCUCAAUAAAUCGGAUGAAACAGGGCAAACUCUAAACUACGCGAACUUCGAAAUUGCCACUGCCCUCAUGUCUCCAGCACACUUUCGUCGAAUUAUAAUUGCGCCAGUGCAUGGAAGAACCUGUAAUACAAGCUAUGCGCGCUGCGAUCGUUCUGCUGAACCCCACAGCCGAAAGGCGUCGCAAGUCGCUCGAGAACAAGCUCUUGCGGAUCCUUCCACCCCACGAUCAUUGCACCCCAUUGCUCGACAGGUUAUCUCGAGGCCGUCGGCUCAUCCAACGUUUCAUCUUAUGGAUAUACCAGCCGGUGUGUCGACAUUGCUGCCACGAGAUCGCUGCGGGUGGUCACAGGCAACUGACCUCUGCAAUGAUAUCGUGUCUGCUAAUACCCUCGUCGUUCAUAUGCGGAAGCAUGUUGGAGGAUUCUCGCAUCGUCGCAUUUACUGCUCCUGGAACGGAUGUGGCAAGCUCAUGAGGAGAGAUUGUCUUGUCCGCCACAUACGCGAAAUUCAUCUGCGUAGCAAACGCCGUGCUCAUGACUAAACUUUCUCUGUUGCUCGACCUACCCAUUUGUGUCUCAAAAUCUUCGUCGAUAUAUCGUGUUCACUGAGUAGAUAAGGACUUUUAGUAAUAUUUACCCCGACAGCUGCGCC
Suillus discolor is the source of this 996-nucleotide messenger RNA. RefSeq lists its product as uncharacterized. The transcript has 5 exons. The coding region runs from base 248 to 886 and encodes 212 amino acids. NCBI's taxonomy places the organism in Eukaryota, Fungi, Basidiomycota, Agaricomycetes, Boletales, Suillaceae. The record is from RefSeq and is a predicted model, not a curated record.